Messenger RNA from Penicillium griseofulvum, 606 nucleotides. RefSeq lists its product as uncharacterized. The record is from RefSeq and is a predicted model, not a curated record. The coding region runs from base 1 to 606 and encodes 201 amino acids. The transcript has 4 exons. NCBI's taxonomy places the organism in Eukaryota, Fungi, Ascomycota, Eurotiomycetes, Eurotiales, Aspergillaceae.
AUGGCAAUGGCAUCUCAACUACCAUUCGGCAAGAAUGUAUUUAUUGACAAUCUGCCGGAUGCCGUUCGUCUUCUCCCAGCCUCUGCCCGAAUGAAUCAUAAACUCGUGAGCCCCACAGAGGAUAUCCAAAGAUUCUUGAAGAAGGAUUUGAUGGUCAAUAAACUGAACCACAUCGAUAAAUACCUGUGGCUGGCUGGUCAACCCAUGCCGCCCAAGCCCUUAAAUUACCAGAUUGCAACCUCGCGCGAAAUCGCCGUGGACGAGAGAAUCGACAUGCACAUGUGUAUCACCUGGGAUAUGUGGCUCAGGCUGAACCAGCAGUUGUUGAAGAACGACGCGACUAGCCCCGCGAACAUCAACUCACGCAUCUUAAGCGGCUACCAGUUCACCUCUCAAACAUAUGGUGAGCUGUUUUACGACCAUCUUACUCCCCUGACUGCGGCCACCGUCUACGUUGCCUUGGAUGCUUCGUAUGGAUUUACAGUCUUUGCGAUCCUUGGACCUCUGAUCGGGAUUCUGUUGGUCGGGAUUAUUGGGGGCUUUGCCUUUACCAAUAAUCUGAUAGUGUCAUGGAAAUUCAAGCAGCAGCAAUUUGCCAUGUAUUAA